AUGAAGGUUAUUCCGUUGAGCUACGUGAUUCAUUCAUACUUUAUGUUACUGGAAUCAUUCACUCGGGCUGUACUCACAAAAGAGAAACAAACUGGCACGUGUGCUGCUGCGGUUAUUGUGCUGGAUCUUGAGGGUCUCAAUAUCACCGACUUCUUGAAUCCACUCAGCACACCAGCUAGACUGGCUCGAUUGGUCGUUAAAGUUUGGUCAGAGUACUUCAGUGAAACUAUUAUCAAAGUCUAUAUCGUGAAUUCACCAGCACUACUGAGCGUAAUGUGGCAAGUAACCAAGUUGAUAAUGGAUAAGAAAACUCAAUCAAGAAUCACGUUUCUCGACAAACCGUCCGAUCUCCUUGAGCAUCUCAGCGCCAAGUCCGUACCGGAAUGUUAUGGUGGUGCACGGCGUGAUGAUAGUGGUUAUGCGGAUCCACCGGAAUCUGCUUGUAAACGAGCGUUACAAGUGACACCGCAGCACUACUACGAUGUGAAUAAAUUGUGGCGAGAGCAUGGCUUUGAACGACUCCCAUCACGAAUCACUACAAUCGCGAUCAAAGGAAACGAAUACGUUGAAGUGAUCAGGUAG
Messenger RNA from Anisakis simplex (herring worm), 582 nucleotides. The record is from the annotation of a GenBank genome assembly. Lineage: Eukaryota; Metazoa; Nematoda; Chromadorea; Rhabditida; Anisakidae.